This is a messenger RNA of Aspergillus nidulans FGSC A4, 1080 nucleotides long. RefSeq lists its product as uncharacterized. The transcript is spliced from 2 exons. Bases 1 to 1080 code for a protein of 359 amino acids. NCBI's taxonomy places the organism in Eukaryota, Fungi, Ascomycota, Eurotiomycetes, Eurotiales, Aspergillaceae. The record is from RefSeq and is a predicted model, not a curated record.
AUGGUGGCGACCCUAAUUGCCAGAAUCAAGUAUACUUUUGGUAUCUCCCUGCGCGCCUCAAUGCUCUACAAGAAGAUAAUACUAGGGAGUCUUACCUGUCUAUUAACAAGCCUACAGCAAGAGGAAAAAGCAGAUCUCCUAAUACAAGCAGACAAGCAGAAGGCCAGUAUUAUUUUCCACCUAGGGGCCAAGGUAAACUACCUGGCUUCUUACUCUGCGCAUUGUAAAGACAAUGUCCUAGGAAUAGUCAAUAUCCUCAAAUUUGCGGCUCACAAGCGCACUAAACAGACCUACUAUACCUUGACAAUAGCAGCCUACAGCCCAACAGGCUUUGUUUCAGACACAAAAUUCCUUCCUGAGGAUACUUGCCCAGUAUCUCACAGCACAGCUCUCUCCUAUAACACAGGCUAUGUACAAAGCCAGCUUAUAGCCGAGGCUAUUGCCUGGAACACUAUUGACAAUGGCCUCCCCAUCACCAUCUACUGCCCGGGGUUUGUCCUAGGCGACAGCAGAACGGGCGCCUGCAACCCCGACGAUUUUAUUAGCCGGGUAUUCACUAGCUGCAUGGAGCUGGGCUCUUACCUGCUUCUUCAAAGCCAGCGCAAGGAGUUUGUUCCUGUAGACUUCGUUGCCAAGUCCUUGCUGCAUAUUUCUAAAGAGCCGGGAGAAAAUCUUGGCCAUGCUUUCAUCCUCAUUCACCCAGACCCAAAGAGCACGAUUGAUAUGUGUGCGAGUUUUGCCCUUCUCAACCAUAUCAGUCCUUGCUCUAUGCACGGCGUGCCUUAUGCCAGGUGGGUACAGUCUUUGUCCAUGCGCUCUGCAGAUCCAUUAUACCUGCUUAUGCCGAUGUUGAGUGAAACAGUCCUAGGCGAGCGAACGCGGUGGGAGCUAUACGAAGGAAUGGCCGAGUAUGGCCGGGGCAAUCUGCAUCGUGCUUUAACAGGAGCUCCUGAUAUCCGCGAUUGCAUUGAUAUAGAUCAGCUCUUUGAGCAAUGCUUGAAGAUCUGGUUAGCCCUGGUUGAUAGAAAUAGAUUGUACGACCUACCACCAGACCAUGGGGCGAUGCUAGAGGGAAAAUAG